This is a messenger RNA of Malassezia japonica, 507 nucleotides long. RefSeq names its product H(+)-transporting V0 sector ATPase subunit c (gene VMA3). The transcript has 6 exons. Gene Ontology annotation, molecular function: proton-transporting ATPase activity, rotational mechanism. NCBI's taxonomy places the organism in Eukaryota, Fungi, Basidiomycota, Malasseziomycetes, Malasseziales, Malasseziaceae. The record is from RefSeq and is a predicted model, not a curated record. The coding region runs from base 1 to 507 and encodes 168 amino acids. Gene Ontology annotation, biological process: proton transmembrane transport. Gene Ontology annotation, cellular component: membrane; proton-transporting V-type ATPase, V0 domain.
AUGAGCGACCAGAUCAACUUUGAACUUUGCCCCGUCUAUGCGCCGUUUUUCGGUGCUAUGGGUGUGACGGCUGCCAUUGUCUUCACUUGUCUCGGCGCCAGUUACGGUACCGCCAAGUCGGGUGUUGGUAUCUCGGCCAUGGGUGUCCUGCGCCCUGAUCUCCUGAUCAAGUGUAUCAUUCCCGUCGUUAUGGCUGGUAUCAUUGCUAUCUACGGUCUCGUGGUCAGUGUGCUUGUCGCCGGUGACAUCAAGUCGCCCAUGUCGCUCUACGCCGGUUUCAUCCAGCUCGGUGCGGGUCUCUCGGUCGGCCUCGCCGGUCUUGCUGCCGGCUUCGCAAUUGGCAUUGUCGGUGAUGCUGGUGUGCGCGGUACUGCGCAGCAGCCCCGUCUGUACAUUGGUAUGAUCCUUAUCCUCAUUUUCGCCGAGGUACUGGGUCUCUACGGGCUGAUUGUUGCGCUGAUUCUCAACACCCGCGUUUCGGAGGCGCCUAGCUGCAUGCUCAAGUAA